This is a messenger RNA of Aspergillus puulaauensis, 1878 nucleotides long. RefSeq lists its product as uncharacterized. NCBI's taxonomy places the organism in Eukaryota, Fungi, Ascomycota, Eurotiomycetes, Eurotiales, Aspergillaceae. The record is from RefSeq and is a predicted model, not a curated record. The transcript has 2 exons. Bases 1 to 1878 code for a protein of 625 amino acids.
AUGGAGCCCCCCCCAAGAAAUGCAGCCCAACGACGUUCCCCGUCGAGACCCUCCUUUCAAGCGCCCACAAAGGCGAGUCUGGCGCGAUCACAUCCCGAAAUUCUGGAACGCGCCUUGAGUAGGUCUCCAACGAGAAACCCCGCGCGCAAGGAUGACCAGCAAACGGCGGCUGAAACGAGGGCUUUUGGGUUGCGGGACAGAAAAGCCCUCAGACCCUCAAUCACGUUGACACAAAGCCCAGUAGACUCCCUCGAUCAGAGUCAACAAUCCCCUCUCGCCCUCUUCAAUCGGCGAUCCAGUGGACUGGCGGCGUUUGCUGCACCCCCGAGGCGCGUGUCAAAAAGAAUAAGCGCUUCGGAUUUAUUAUUUCAAUCUCCAACAGCGUCGCAAGAAACUAGGAUGCAGGCGAGCGUGGAAAAUACACCGGAAGACCAGCUGGCGUCUGAGUUGGGCAGCGCAACAGGAGACUUGAGUGGGGAUAUAGAGGGCCCUUCCUUGCAUGACGGAUUCGAUGAACCUGAUCUACCCCCAACACCGACCCAAUUAGGCCUGCAGCCGCCACCUGGGAGACCCAAAGGGUUAUUUAGCAGCAGUCCUAGUAUACAACAUGGGAAAUGGGCGAAACGACGAGCAACAGGGGAUCUGGAGAACAGUCCGUCUAAGCUUAGGACUGUAGAUUAUGGUACUGAGCCAAAAGACUUAACGGAACAUGUUGCGACUAUGAAUGAUUCUCUUUUUCCUGAAUCGGUUGUCAAAAAAAGGAGGGUCAGGAGAGAGCUUUCGGCCGACCUUGAGUCUUUCAACCAAGAUAUCGUCAAACUGGAGGGUCUUUGCGAGAAACUUCAGCAACAAGGAGAAGAUAUUGAACCCUACCUGAACGAUUUAAGUUCUCUUUUGGUAUCUACCGGUCCGUCUCAUGCUAACUCGGCGAAUCUACAUUUCAACGAUAACCCAAUUUCAUCCCUUAUAUCGACAUUACUACCGUUUGGCACGAAGCGUCCACUAAAGCCACGUCGUCCUCGUCUAGAACUGAAUCCUUUUGCUCUUGACCAUAACACGUAUACAGACUCAUACUUGUCUGGACUCGCACCCUUGAAAAUCACGUCGACGUCGAACACCACCUCCGCUUUGGAGUCGGGCCGUUUUACCGAAAGGCAUCAGAUCGUACUGUCCGCACCUCGCCCAUUUCCUCCCAACAUUUACAAGAUAUCGGUUUCCUAUGAAACAAACCUAGAUAUGCAGUCUCUAGUAUCCUUAUCGGCAGAGGUUGACGAAAGACCCCACGACUAUCUCCAGCAAUGGCUGAACAAACGGCUGGAAAAUCGCCUUCUAAAAUUAGACGUCCUUGGGCUUUGUUGGGGUAUUAAUCGCUACUGGGAGGCUCUAGUAUCGCGUGGUCAAAUAUGGGCUGAAAUAGCGGACCAACACUCCUACCUAAUCCCUAGUCGCAACAAAUCUACCCAUUUUGGAAAGUCUAAGAAGCUUGAUCAUCUUCACCUGAGAAACACAGGGAUCAUCACUACCUCAGAUAUACGACGAAUACUUCCUCACCUCCAGCGCACGUCCAUGAUUUUUGAGUCGAAACAGAAAUCUCUUGAAGCUCUCCUUCUAUGCGAACUGACCAUUGACGAGUGGAGCGGCGAGCCGGAGCUAGUGCCCACUAUAUGCGUAUCGACUUCAGGAUUCGACGGUGGCUCAAGUGAGAAAGUGGAACAGGAAGCAAAGAAGCUCUUCGAGACGAUGUUGAGCGAAAACACCAAGCCCCAUGCAGGAUCCGCGGGCGGCUCUGAUGGCCAAGCCAUCGUAAAAGCUACAACUUGUGUGCUGAACGUCUUAUUUGGGAAGGAUGAAAGACAGAAUAUGCAUGGUCUGGGUUAG